AUGGCAAGCAAUUUGGAUGGUAAUGAUAGACCAACACAUACAGGUGAUAUGACAGAUGAUGAUAUUUAUAAGCGAGAUUCUGCAGAGGUGAUGGAAUUGCAAGAUUUUAAUGGCACCAUGAAGAACUACGAUCUGGAGCCAGACUUCGUACACCAGCGUACACAUAGCGUAGGGACUUUUGAUGAGCAAGACUGUUACGAUGAGGGGGAUUCUGAUGCUGUGUACAUCGCCCAAGCAAGGGAUACCCUCAACCAGCCGUUCCCGCUCCGAUCCAAAGUUAUGUCCUUCUGCGUGGGUCUGUUCGUUGCCGUGGGUGGAUUUCUCUUCGGAUACGAUACGGGGCUCAUUAACAGUCUGACCGAUAUGCAGAUGUUCCAGAAGAAUAUGGCCCCAGAUCAUACUUCAUUCACGAAUAGCGAGUUUUCCAUUCUUGUAUCGUUCCUCUCCCUGGGGACAUUUUUUGGCGCCUUGGUCGCUCCAUGGAUAGCAGGGAAAUAUGGGAGAAAGCCAACCAUCAUAUUCUCAACAGCAGUUAUCUUCACCAUCGGGAACUCGUUGCAAGUGGCGGCACAUUCAUUGAGGCUGUUGGUGGCAGGACGUGUCAUAUCAGGUUUUGGGAUUGGCAUCAUAUCCGCUGUGGUGCCGUUAUACCAAGCAGAGGCAGCGGAGAAAAGUUUAAGAGGCGCCAUUAUUUCAAGUUACCAGUGGUCCAUCACAAUUGGACUGUUGAUCUCGAAUGCGGUCUCUCAAAGAACUUAUGGGAUGCAGACAGCUGCAGCCUAUAGGAUACCCAUUGGAUUACAGUACGUCUGGUCUGCUAUCCUCGCCGUGGGGAUGGUUUUCUUACCAGAAUCUCCCAGAUUCUACGUUUUAAAGGACCAGUUAAUUAAAGCUGGCAAAUCGUUAUCGUUUCUGAGGGGGGUCCCUAUCGAGGACCCACGGUUACUGGAGGAAUUGGUGGAGAUCAAGGCAACCUACGAUUACGAGGCCUCCUUUGGUCGGUCGAGUAUCUGGGAUUGUUUCAGAUCAAGCGAGAACAGGCCGAAACAAGAACUGAGAAUGUUCACUGGUAUCGCUAUCCAGGCUUUCCAGCAAUUCUCCGGCAUUAACUUCAUAUUCUACUACGGUAGCACCUUUUUUAAGAACACGGGCAUCAACAACCAUUUCACGGUGUCCCUAAUCACGUACGCGGUUAACGUUGCAUUCAAUGUCCCCGGUAUGUUUUUUGUGGAGUAUUUUGGUAGAAGAAAAGUGUUGCUAGUCGGUGGUGUGUUGAUUGCAACUUCCAAUUUCCUCGUUGCCAUUGUGGGGACCACCUUACACACAAACUACGUCUCCAAAAUCGUCAUUGCAUUUGUCUGUUUCUUUAUUGCAUCCUUCUCGGCCUCGUGGGGUGGGGUUGUGUGGGUUAUAUCCGCUGAGCUCUUCCCACUUGGGGUCAGGGAAAAAUGCACUGCCAUCUGCGCAGCUGUGAAUUGGCUGUCCAAUUUUGUCUGUGCGUUAAUCAUUCCGUACAUUAUCAAUACCCGCAACACGGUGCAUAUCUCCGCAGGCUGUCGAAUAUUUUUCAUCUGGGGCCCGUUGAACGCACUGGGGACGAUCAUUGUAUAUUUUACCGUUUACGAAACGAGCGGGUUGAGGUUGGAAGAGAUCACAGAACUGUAUAGGAACUCCAAGAACUGUUUUGAUUCAGUUCGGUGUAACAAGAUCUUACGAGAGCGACCCAUUGUCAUGUCCGCGCAACCGAUGGUGAACAUGUUACACGACCUGCAAGCGAGAAACACGCACGAUCACCCUCGACCAAGUGUGUCACCUUCGGCGGCCAUCCCACGUAACAGCAUUCAUGGAGGUGCGCCAUUUGGCAGAGCACCUGAUCGUAUGAGCCUCUCAACGGAUGACGUUGAUCCGCACUUCUCGCACUCGUUGUACAGACGCCACAGCAAACAGUCCCAAGAUGGCAACUAUGCAACGGAGGCCCAGUUCGAAGAGGAGGAUCUAGGCCAAUCCAAGGACCUUGACAUCACUCAGAACAUUGUUGAUUUGGGUAACGGGCUGGGUUUAAACACUUACAAACGCGGGCCGCCAUCCAUAUUAACGGAAUCGAGCAUUGAUGAUGGAGACCUCUCGUACACGGGCGACUCGGCGACCGAUGGGAAACACUCCACCACUGUCAACGAGUACAUGGCGAAUCUUACAUCGUCAACCGCCAGCAACGGGGCCAGCAGUUACAGCUCUUUUUACGCUAACCAUAGGAAAACUGGGGACACCUCCAGUGGCCAAAGCGAGGUGGAUUGGUCUCAAUUCCUUUCCCACCGCUCGGAAGCAUCCUCUUCGCGUAACACAGCCGAGGACCCAGGAACUCAGGAAUAG
Messenger RNA from Huiozyma naganishii CBS 8797, 2370 nucleotides. It is a transcript of the gene RGT2, whose product is annotated as glucose sensor. Gene Ontology annotation, cellular component: membrane. Gene Ontology annotation, biological process: carbohydrate transport; transmembrane transport. Bases 1 to 2370 code for a protein of 789 amino acids. Gene Ontology annotation, molecular function: carbohydrate:proton symporter activity. The record is from RefSeq and is a predicted model, not a curated record. Lineage: Eukaryota; Fungi; Ascomycota; Saccharomycetes; Saccharomycetales; Saccharomycetaceae. The transcript has a single exon.